CGUUCUGAGUUGGACGAAAGUAGAAAAGACUACAAUUCCCACACUGCAAUGCAAACACAAGUUAAGAGUUUCACUUCCGCUUUAAUUGCCGUAAGGCGUUUCUGGCGAGAGUUACCGACUCAAAACUGCUCGGCAAAUAUUGAACGGUUUAUCUGGAUCUGCUGCCGAAGACGGAGUGCAAGGACGAUGAUUGAUAUCAAAGCAUGGGCAGAAUAUGUGGUGGAGUGGGCAGCCAAAGACCCCUAUGGCUUUCUCACCACGGUUAUCCUGGCUUUGACUCCUCUGUUUAUCGCCAGUGCUCUGUUGUCAUGGAAACUUGCCAAGAUGAUCGAGGCCAAGGAUCGUGAGCAGAAGAAGAAACUAAAACGACAAGAGAAUAUCGCCAAAGCCAAGAGAGCCAAGAAGGAUUGAGCUUGUUAUGGAGAGGGGCCAAUAUAAUAGUCCUGAUACAUGGCUCUUCUCUUAACCCAGGACAGUGCGUAUGGGACCUGGAGCAAGACUGGGCUUGAAAUAGGCCUUAGUAAACCCUUAGAGGGAACAUAUAAUUGAGAGUUGAUUGAUCUCAAAGGCAGGACUGCAAUACUUUUCCAGGAUAUUAUCAAUACAGUGGAAAAUGCACUGCAUUGUUGUGCUAUACACCAUUGUGCAGUACUCUGCAUUCCAUUUUUUAUUGGGUUGAUCGUUUUUUUCCAAGUUGAAUCCACAAACACCUAAAUUAUGUUUUUUAUUAUUAAUAAUAAAAAAAAUCUUAACAUGGA
Messenger RNA from Cyprinus carpio (common carp), 758 nucleotides. Its product is annotated as small integral membrane protein 15-like. Lineage: Eukaryota; Metazoa; Chordata; Actinopteri; Cypriniformes; Cyprinidae. The record is from RefSeq and is a predicted model, not a curated record.